Molecule: messenger RNA, 1438 nt
Organism: Alosa sapidissima (American shad)
Lineage: Eukaryota; Metazoa; Chordata; Actinopteri; Clupeiformes; Clupeidae
Product: adhesion G protein-coupled receptor E5-like
Biological process (GO): cell surface receptor signaling pathway; adenylate cyclase-activating G protein-coupled receptor signaling pathway
Cellular component (GO): membrane
Molecular function (GO): G protein-coupled receptor activity; calcium ion binding
Source: RefSeq, a predicted model, not a curated record
AUGUUUGAGGAGAAUUCCGAUGUGGAUGAGUGUGUGGUGAGUCCUCCUAUCUGUGGCCAACACGGCACCUGCGCAAACACACCUGGCAGCUACACCUGCACCUGUCCAGCAGGUUUCAGUAACCAGGACACGAACCCCAGAGCCCCCUGUGUAGAUGUGGAUGAGUGUGUGGUGAGUCCUCCUGAUUGUGGCCCCAAUGGCGCCUGCACAAACACACCUGGCAGCUACACCUGCACCUGUCCAGCAGGUUUCAGUAACCAGGACAAAAGCACCAGUGCCCCCUGUGUAGGGACGGACAAGAUGUUGUCUUCUGGCCAGUGCAUGUCUGACAGCAGCCAAGUGACAGGCCUGUUUACCAUGAUGGAGAAAGCCAUGAUGCUCAUCGGACCCCAGCUCAUCAGACAUGCUAAAUGUCAACGCACACAUAUCGAGGCGGAGCUUGCGGUGAAAAGAGGUAGAACUCCUCCCACUGGGCCGGUCAUGUUGAGCACAGAGAACGCCUCCUUCAACACCAGCUGGGAAAUGGCUGCAGGCAACGGCACUUAUCCAGGUACACACACACACACUCUCCACACCUUUGAGCUGCAGCUGAUUACGUGGAUCGGUCUGGCGUGUCUGUUUGUGUGCAUCCUGACCUUUGGCCUCUGUCGCUCCAUCAAGGGCACGCGCACCACCAUCCACCUCCACCUGUCGCUCUGCCUCUUCCUCGCCGACCUCAUCUUCCUCUGCGGCAUCAGCCGAGCACAGAAGGCUGGCUGUAGUUUGGUGGCAGGGCUGCUGCACUACUUCUUCCUGGCUGCGUUCAGCUGGAUGCUGCUGGAGGGGGUGCAGCUCUACAGGAUGGUGGUGCUCGUCUUCCACACCAGCCUCCGCCCCGCCUACAUGAUGGCCGCCGGCUACGGAGCUCCGCUGGCCAUCGUCAUCAUCUCCGCCAUCGCCUACCCGCAAGGAUACGGCACCGACCAACACUGCUGGUUGUCUCUGCAACGUGGUUUCAUCUGGGCGUUCUUCGGCCCUGUGUGCAUCAUCAUCUUCCUCAAUGCCUUCUUCCUAAUCAUCACUGAGAAGCUCACCAGCCUCAACCCGGACCUCUCCAACCUGCAGAUGAUCAAGAGUUUCACAAUGACUGCGAUGGCUCAUCUGUGUGUCCUGGGGGGCAUGUGGAUGUUUGGCUGCUUCAUGUUCCAGAAUGUGCCCAUGGCCUACCUCUUCACCAUCCUCAACAGCCUACAGGGGGCGCUCAUCUUCCUCAUGCACUGCCUCUUGUAUGAACCUGUGAGUCAGACACACACGACAGUGUUGUACAUCUGCACUCGAGAAAAGUGGAGUCAAGCAGAGUACACCUACAACCCGUCCAGCAACAGCCAGCAGGUUUCAAAGACUAACCAGAGUACCAGUCAGUUAUAGCCCUGAAGAUGAUCUCUGACCUUCAGGCGAC